Molecule: messenger RNA, 972 nt
Organism: Prunus armeniaca (apricot)
Lineage: Eukaryota; Viridiplantae; Streptophyta; Magnoliopsida; Rosales; Rosaceae
Source: the annotation of a GenBank genome assembly
AUGGCAUCUUCAGCCUCACUAUCUUCCCCACUCCACUUCCACAACCCACACCCCAGAUUCUCCCCAAAACCCUCUACCACCCUAAGACCCACCACCACCGCCACCAAGCCCCUCUUCGCCAUCCCGCCGCCCCUCACAGCCGUCGCCGACGUCGACAGCGCCACCAUCGCCGCUAUCGGCGGCGGCUCGGUAGCCGCACUCGCCGCCGCGCUCUCCUUAGCCGACCCAGAGCGGCGCCGUCGCCUACAAGCCGAGGAGGUGGGCGGCGGCGACAAGGAGGUGGUGAAGGACUACUUCAACAAGUCCGGGUUCGAGCGGUGGAAGAAGAUAUAUGGCGAGACGGAUGACGUCAACAGGGUUCAGAGAGAUAUCAGGCUUGGGCACUCCAAGACCGUUGAAAAUGUGAUGAAGAUGCUGACCGAUGAAGGAAAGCUUGAAGGGGUUACUGUGUGCGACGCUGGGUGCGGGACGGGGUGUUUGGCGAUUCCGCUGGCGAAGGAAGGUGCCGUUGUCACUGCUGCUGAUAUUUCAGCUGCCAUGGUUGCUGAGGCUGAGAAGCAGGCAAGAGAGCAGCUUCAGUUGAGCAAUCGUGGGUUCUCAGGGGGGCCAGUAAUGCCAAAAUUUGAAGUGAAGGAUUUAGAGAGCUUGGAUGGGAAGUAUGACACAGUGGUCUGUCUAGAUGUUUUGAUUCAUUACCCACAGAGCAAGGCUGAUGCGAUGAUUGCCCAUCUUGCUUCAUUGGCUGAAAAUAGAUUACUUAUCAGUUUUGCACCAAAGACAUUGUAUUAUGAUUUGCUAAAGAGGAUAGGAGAGUUGUUCCCGGGGCCUUCGAAGGCAACAAGGGCAUAUCUGCACGCGGAGGAAGAUGUUGAGAGGGCUUUAAAGAAGGUUGGGUGGAGGAUAAGGAAGAGAGGACUAACCACCACACAAUUUUAUUUUUCGAGGCUGGUUGAGGCUGUUCCUGCUAAAUAA